AUGUCUUUCAACCGAGGAAUGAAGCGUGAUCCCUUUGGGAAUCGAAGCUUUAGUAAUCGAGGAGGUGGCGGAGGAGGUGGUGGUGGCAGUGGAGGCAGAGUUGGUAACAUGGGUGGAGGUGGAGGUGGUAUGGGUGGCAAUAUGGGUGGUGGAAUGGGUGGAGGAGGAGGAGGAGGUGGUGGUGGAGGCAGUGGAAGCGGUGGAAUGAACCCUUGGGAAGGUGGGAUGAUGCCUGGUAGAGGAAUUUUACCAACACCUAACAAUAAUUUGUCUUUAGCGUCACCACAAGCACAGUUAGCCAUAGCUAGCAAUCUUCUUACAAAUUUAUUACGUACCCAACAAGAAGUACAACCACAGCAAGUACCAUCGCUUCUCAGCCUUGGCAAUAAUUUUUCUGGGCCAGGUCCAAACUUUCCAAAUCAACAAAACUUUUCUUCUGGACGUUUUAAUGAUCGUCCCAUUAGGCACCCAAUGAAGAAUCAACGACCGCAACCAUAUAACAAGAUGGGCAAUCGCGCCCGUGAUGGCCCUGCUGGGCGACGUGGUCCAUCUGCACAACAAUCUCGUGCACCCCAGUCUGGCAAUCAACGUAUGAAUGGAAACCAAAAUCAACAUCGCAACGAUAAAUCUUCUAAACCAAUUCCUGCCUCUAAACAAAAUCAGACUGCCAAAAAGGAACAGCAGGACGUUAAGACCUCUGAUAAUGAAAAAGCAGAAGCACCUGUUUUAAAAAGCGAAGAGACUGAAGAUCCGGAAGACAUGAAACGUGAUUGGAAAGACGAGAAAAAAGAGGUUGUAGAUACCGACGUUGAUAAAAAUGAGGAAGGAGACGAAAAGCCUGAAGAAGAUUCAGAACAAAAAGGAAAUAAAUCUGUGACAGAUGAAUCAGGGAAAGCCACGGGUAUGACUGAAAAGGAUACAAAAAUGACCGGCAAGAAAUCAGAAGCUAGACACGCCGAAAGUCGUUACGCAGAAGUUCCUAUGAAUCACAUGUUCUGUCACAUCUGCAAUAAACAUAUGUGGGAUGGAUAUUCCUUUGAAAAUCAUUUACGAGGACGAGCACAUCAGUUGAUGAUGGAAAAAUUAGACGAAUCAUAUAAAUUAAAGGUUGACUUAAUGAGACACGAAUUAAGAGUAGCGGAAGAACAACGUGAACUUAGUUUGACUAAUUCAAAACGUCGUGGAAAGAAAGUUUCGGUGGAUCUUAACGUGCGAGAGUAUUGUACGAUGUGCGAUUUGAACUUUUACGGAACUUUAUCAACGCAUAGGAAAAGUGAAAAACAUCAGCAACUAAAAACAUUUUUACACCCAAGAUGUUUCCCUUGCUUGAAAGAAUUCCCCUCGCGUAUCGAGUAUGAUGAACAUUGUUUAACUCCCGCGCACAUGAAGAACGCUGUACAAUGUGAAGAACAGCGAAAAAAUAAAAAGAAAGAAAAACUUGCCAAAGGAGAAGCUGAAGUUCGCACUGCUGAAGACGAGGAAAAAGACGUGGGUCCUGAUAUUAAAAAUGAAAAGGAAGAAGAUGCCGAAGGGGAACAAGAAUAUAUUACAGAUAUUACUGAGAAUUUAAGUGAAAAGAAGUUCAAGAUACCUUCUUACAAAUAUUGUCGACAGAAUCAAGUUUCUAUCGGAAAAUCCUUAGUAAAAGAUGUACAAGGAUUCUACUGUGAAAAAUGUAGGAGGUUUAUGCUUCUACCCGAAGAUAUGAAUGCUCAUUUACGUAGUAUUACUCACUAUAGAAAUUUCGUACAAGAAGUGAAAGCUUUAACUACAACUGCGGAAACUACCGAACAAAAACCAUCAGAAAAAUCUGAGCUUAAUGAAAGCGGUCUGGAAAACAAUGAAGAUUACGACGGAAAUUGGAAACGUCGUAAAGUUACUAAUUCUGAAGAAGAAGAUAGCAUGGAAAUAAAACAAGAAACAGACAUUAGUAUGGACGAUUCAAAUGCGCAGAAGAAAGCUGAUGGUGAUGAGAAAUACGAUCCACUCGAAGCUGACGCAGAAUCUGAAGAGGAAGAACCUCGUGAAAUUGAGAGCGCCAGUGAACAAUCCUCGCAAAACAUUACUGAUACUCCAGAAAAGAAGACACCGGUUGAUAAAGUGUGGGCUGAUAUCGAUAACGAUAAUGACGCAGAAAUAGGUAAUUUAAUUGAUGACGGAGAAGAAAAAGAACACAGUACUGACAUUGAAAAAUCUGUGCAAAAAGUAGAUAGGGAACAAAAUCCACCAAUAAAACCUGCGCGUGGUAGAGGUUUUGUACGUGGACGCGGUAGUCCUCGAGCACGAAGAGCACGACGAUAAAGUGAUAUCUAUUCCAGAAUAAAGAGUAAGCUUGGGUGUAGUAUAUAAUCAUUGUAUCUCUUAAUCUUGCAUCUAUUGUUAGGUUUCAUUAGAUUUAUCUCUUUAAGUCAUCGAUGUUUAAGUAAUUUAACUUUUUAUUAUACUUUUUGACAAGAUGUAUGGAAAAAAAAAA
Osmia lignaria (orchard mason bee) is the source of this 2473-nucleotide messenger RNA. NCBI's taxonomy places the organism in Eukaryota, Metazoa, Arthropoda, Insecta, Hymenoptera, Megachilidae. The record is from RefSeq and is a predicted model, not a curated record.